GGAAGUGCACAAGGGCCUUUGGGCUGCGGAGUACAUGCUGGCUGGGAGGUGGUGGUGUCAGGAGACCGGGGGCCGACCAAUGGGGCCGUUCUCUGGCUGGGAAGAGUGGUUUUGGGACUCGUCUUUCUCCUGCUGCACUGGGUUAUGCCACCCCACAGGCUGACUGGAAACCCAACCGUCAAAGAGAAGGGCUGAUCUCAGACCCCCACCACUGCCAUCGCUGUGCCCCUCCCUGUCUCCAUGGCGACAGGAGGCCAUGCCCCCGAGACAGAUGUGUUGAUCAACCUACAUCAGGUUCUGGCCGAGGAGGACAAAGGACCUGCGGAAGGGCUGGAGGAUGAAGACUGGGAAAGGACGUUAUCCGUGGAGCACUUUGGGGACAUCAUUACCGAAACCGGCACCAAUGGUGCAGACAAGAUGGGCCGUAGUUACAAUGAAAAGGACUUUGAAUACCAUCGGCACACGUUCCACCACACCCACCACCCGCUCUCCACCCACCUCCCCCCGCAGCGCUUUAGGAAGAGGGUGCUCAGUAUGGACCGCCGCCGCAAGAAGAAGCGCAAGAAAAAGAAGACCUCCAUGCCGCCCUCUGAGGUCACGCCCACCAUCCAUGAGGUUGAUGAAGAGGAGGCGGAGUCUGAGCUGGAGGGGCAGGGCCAAGCAACCACACCCAUUGAGACCUCUGAGCAACAGAUGCAGUUUAGUUUGGGGACAGAGGAAGAGCUGGGCAGACCCCUCCUUUCUCAGUUCCACAUGGAGAGUGGAGAGACCCCCUGCCUCGAGCGGCCCCCCACUAACACCACAGAGACCCAGGAAGAGGGGCCACAUGACAGACAGGAAGAGGAAGAGGAAGAAGAGGAUGAUCAGGCAUCCAAUAGGUUGGGUCCGUCUGCAGAGAUGGCUGGCAUUAGCGGGCGCGGCUGGUUCUGCCGGAGGCCUGUGUACCGGCCGGCGGGGCCUCAGCGUACCAGCUACGACCUGAGGGAGCGCAUCUGCAUUGGCAGCAUGACGGCUGCCGAGACGGCCGUCUACCAGAAAGUGCCCACCGAUGAAGCGGAGGCCCAGAUGCUCGGCACCGCUGACCUGGAUGACAUGAAGACGCGAGAGGCGAACCAGAGCGAGAGGCCUGUGUUUUGGUUGGGAUGUCCUCCAACGGCUGUCCUCCAAACUCAUGCCAUGUCUUGUUUUGGUCACCGCUUUGAGGAUAACCCAGGCGUGAGACGACACCUGGUCAAGAAGUUGUCACGUUGCCAAGUCACAAGGCCGGGCAUCAGCUCGCCUCCUCUGUCCAGUCUGAAGAAGAGGAAGAAAAAGGACAAAAGCACUCAUGAGGUCUUUGUGGAGCUGAAUGAGCUGAUUGUGGACAAGAACCAGGAGAUGCGUUGGAGGGAGAUGGCGCGCUGGAUCAAAUUCGAGGAGGACGUGGAGGAGGAGACAGACCGCUGGGGAAAACCCCACGUGGCGUCUCUGUCCUUCCGGAGCCUUCUCGAGCUCCGCCGGACUAUCACACACGGUACCGUCAUGUUGGACCUAGACCAGACCACGCUGCCCGGCAUAGCCCAUCUGCUUGUGGAGAGCAUGAUCAUCUCAGACCAGAUCAGAGCAGAGGACCGGCCCAACGUGCUGCGUGCCUUACUGCUCAAACACAGUCACCCAAACGAUGAGAAAGAGGGUCUCUUCCACCAAAACCAUUCAGUCAGCAGCCUGGGCAGUUUCCGUGACAACCACAACCACGUACAUGACCCGAGCCUCCCACUGGUGUCCGAAGACCACGCUGAGACGCGCAACAUCAAAGCGACAGAGCACGACAAAGAGAAAAACCUGCAUGGUGUUCCUGUUGAGGCACAUGCUGCAGCCAGGUCUCUGAAACUGCUGGCAAAGAUCCCCAAGGAUGCAGAGGCCACCGUGGUUUUAGUGGGCUGUGUGGAUUUCCUGGAGCAGCCCGCCAUGGCAUUUGUGCGGCUGAACGAGGCAGUCAUGCUAGAGUCGGUUCUGGAGGUUCCAGUUCCUGUGAGGUUCAUCUUCGUGCUCCUCGGACCUCCACAGACCAACAUGGACUACCACGAGAUUGGACGCUCCUUCUCCACACUAAUGUCUGAUAAGAACUUCCACGAGGUGGCCUACUUUGCCGAUGACCGGCAGGAUCUCUUGAGCGGCAUGAAUGAGUUCCUGGACUGUAGUAUUGUGAUCCCCCCAUUGGACGUGGAGGGCAAAGACCUGCUAAAGACGGUGGCUUCCUUCCAGAAGCAGAUGCUGCGUAAGCGCAAGGAGAGAGAGAGUAAGAAAUGUGCCAGCACCGUGGCCGGAUCGGACCAGGAGACUAAAGAUGUGAGUCACGACGAGCAGGAAGAUGAGGAGCUGGAGGUGGACCCGCUCAAACGCUCAGGUGUCCCGUUCGGAGGCCUGAUCCAUGACAUCCGACGCCGUUACCCGUAUUACAUCAGCGACCUCAAGGACGCACUGGACUCUCAGUGUAUCGCUGCUGUCAUUUUUAUCUACUUUGCAGCACUCUCUCCCACAAUCACUUUUGGAGGCCUGCUGGGGGAGAAGACUGAAGGUAUGAUGGGGGUAUCAGAGCUUCUCGUCUCUACGGCAACGGUCGGGGUGCUGUUCUCCCUGCUGGCCGGGCAGCCCCUGCUCAUUAUUGGCUUUUCAGGGCCUCUCCUUGUGUUUGAAGAGGCCUUUUACAAGUUCUGCCAGGCGCAGGGCUUCGAAUACCUCACGGGCCGCGUGUGGAUAGGCUUCUGGCUCAUUUUCAUCGUGCUGGUAAUUGUGGCAGUUGAGGGCAGCUUCCUUGUGCGCUACAUUUCGCCCUUCACUCAGGAGAUCUUCGCCUUCCUCAUCUCCCUCAUCUUCAUCUACGAGACCUUCUCCAAGCUCUUUAAGGUGUUCCAAGAGCACCCGCUAUUAAGAAGCUACCCGACCUCUUCCGGCCCUGGACUCAGAACCCCGGGGCCAACAGACGGGAGCGUGCUAGUGGAGGGAACCAUCCUGAACCAGCCCAACACGGCACUGCUCUCUCUCGUCCUCAUGUUGGGGACUUUCUUCGUGGCCUUCUUCCUUAGAAAGUUCCGGAACAGCCGUUUCCUUGGAGGCAAGGUCAGGAGAGUCAUUGGAGACUUCGGCAUCCCCAUCUCCAUCCUGUUGUCUGUCAUCGUGGACUACUGUAUCCCUGACACCUACACACAGAAACUGAACGUGCCAUCGGGCUUCUCGGUCACCUCCCCGGACAAGCGAGGCUGGUUCGUCAGCCCAUUCGGAGACAAACAGAUUUUCCCCGUGUGGAUGAUGGGGGCGGCGGUGGUCCCUGCCCUACUUGUCUUCAUUCUCAUCUUCAUGGAGACCCAGAUCACCUCGCUGAUUGUGAGUAAAAAGGAGCGGCGCUUGGUGAAGGGUUCCGGCUUCCACCUGGACCUGCUGCUAAUCGUGACCCUUGGGGCGAUCUGCCCGCUGUUUGGCCUGCCCUGGCUGACGGCUGCCACCGUGCGCUCCGUAACCCACGUCAACGCGCUGACCGUCAUGAGCAAGGCCACUGCCCCAGGAGAAAAGCCCAUGAUCCAGGAGGUCAAAGAGCAGAGGGUGACUGGCAUGUGUGUGGCCAUACUUGUAGGCGUGUCCAUUGUGAUGACGGACGUGUUGCAACACAUUCCUCUGGCUGUGCUGUUUGGAAUCUUUCUGUAUAUGGGCAUCACCUCUCUGACUGGCAUUCAGCUCUAUGAGCGCAUCACCCUUAUGGUCACCCCUGCGAAACACCACCCUGAUCAUACCUAUGUUGCCAAGGUGAAGACCUGGCGUAUGAACCUGUUCACCAUCAUCCAGCUGCUGUGUAUAGCCCUGCUGUGGGUGGUCAAGUCCACCACAGCGUCCCUGGCCUUCCCCUUCAUACUCAUCAUGACUGUGCCUCUACGCAGACUCAUCCUCACUAGAAUCUUUGAGGAGCGUGAGCUGGCAGCGCUGGAUGCAGAUGAAGAUACACCCAAUUUCGAUGAAGAUGGUCAUGAUGAGUACAAUGAGAUUCACAUGCUUGUGUAGACCAGGCUCUCCGAGGGGUUCUCGCCUUCAACAACACCAAUCAAUCAAACUACAAGACAAAGGACAAACCACUGCAGUGAAGGUGAUACUAGCCACAGUUUCAUAGUGAGGACCCACUCUACAUGCUUCACGUGUGCAUUCAAAUAUUGUAUUUAUUCUGUGUAUAAUUGAGAUAUUGAUGUUGAAGGUUCACAUUAUUUAGAUACUGUUUAUUGCUGUUAUACUUAAUUUGUUAUAUAUAAUUUUAUGUGUCAUUGAUUCCUCUAAGAAGAGUAAUCUCUGUGUCUCGCUAAUGCUCUUAGAACUCUUUGCCGGAAACACACAGAGUAGACGAUGCACCUUAAAAGAUUCCUUCUGUUUGCAAUGAGGGAACACAGAGUACAGUGCUGCGUCUAGUGUGUGCUAUGCACAGAGAGUAGUGGAUACAGCGCACUGUUCAGUAUACAGAGCACAGCUGGUUACACUUGGUAGACUGGACACCCCUCCCCCAUAGAAGCCCACUGCCUGUAGAUCUGAGUUGCCUUCUCUUUGAUACUGUAGGCAUUGCCCACAGGGCCUGAAUGACUUUCAGUAGCAUCUAAGUUCAGGACCCUCAGGGUGGUUAAUGUUCUUUGUGUGGAGUCCCUUUGCUUGUAUGCAGUACCACUUGUCCGUGUAGUUGUGAGAACUAGAGGGGACUUCUUUUAUUGCCUGGUGAGACCCCAGCAGAGGGCUCCUCCUAAACUUUAAACUAAUUAUUUUUUUGUGUUUAUUUGUUGUGCUUUGUUUGCUACACAAACUCUCUGAUGUAAUUGUUCCUCAUUGUUGAAGAACUUCCUCCUAAGCAGAGAGGCACUGAAGGGCAUUUUCUUUCUUUUUAUCUUGUUUUAUUUAUAGAAUAUUGAUUAGUGUGUAGACACUGAGCGUUAGGGUAAAUGGAAAAGUAUAGGAUGUACUGUCUUCAUGUUUGAUUUAUUUUUGUGUUGGCAAUGUGAUUUUUUCAGAGACUUGGAAAUACAUGUGACAUUUUCAGUUACAUUUAAGCUAAUGUUUUAUAAGAACAGUUAAAGCCAUAAUAUACAGGAUUAAGUUGAUUUCUAGAUGUACAGACUUACUACAUAAUGUUAAAGUCAGUAUUAUUCAAUGGCUUCUGAACUGCUAAUAUACAGGAAUACAGUUGGCCUGAGUGUUUGACUCAUCUGUAUUCUGCUGCCAAAUCUGUGGAUGGGGUCAUAGAGGAACCCUGACCUUGGUUCCAUUCACCAGACUCUAACUAGUUUAAAGAAAAAGUGCAUGGCCUUCUAACAAGCACCUCACUCUACAGCCACCAGAUCUGUGCUGUUUAGCAUGGCUCAUAGCCAAGUUUCUUUAAGGUCCAGUGAACCUCUUAUCGUAAAUUUCGGAAGAACAGAAGUAUUAGCUGCCGCUCUUGUCUGAAUGCACUUGGAAGGUCUCUUACCCUGUCCAGUGAGCCGCCAUUGGCUGUUGAGAAAGUCGCCCUUUAGACUGCAAAUAAAAAGCUGUUCAUGUACUCACUGGUUGUGUACAUGCCCCCAACACACAGACCUCAAAUGAAAACAUCCCUCAUAUUGUUCAGUUUCAUACAGAUCAUUUAAGAGAUUUUUUUGUUUGUUUGUUUGCUUGUUUGUUUUUUGCUUACUUGCACUAGUUUUAGUGUAAUAUAUUUAGAGGUAUUUGAGUGGUGAAAAUAUUCAGUAAUACUCAUUUUAUUCAGUCAAACACAAGACCAGAUGCUGCUACCCAGUGUGCCCCUCAGAAGGCCAUGAUGAGUUCUUUAGUCAAGGAACACAUUUGGAUAGUCAAAUGUGAACUGUGUUGAUGCCAAACCCGGUAGUGCAUUUUGCUCAUCGGAUAUUCACUUUUGCCUUGAGGGCUGUCCCUAAGAGGCGCCAGUAUUUAAACUUUACAGUAAAUUACAGUGCAGAUUAUCUUGCGGUUGUUGGAUUGUUAAAACUGUUACAGCCCUGAAAGGCUAGAAAAGGUAGAAACAUGGCUUUGGUGUACUCUUGAGUUUGGUGCCGAGAUACUUGCUCUGGAACGCAUGAGGUGUGGGGAUUUAUUGCUCUGGGAGUUACCAGCACUGCCAUCCCAUAGCCUUAGCUAAGCCUUUUCUGCUUGUAGCCUUUGCAGGAGACCCUGAGUACACAGUGGAUCCAAAGACGGAGACUUAGUCACUGACACCCUUCCUAUAGUCUACUGAGACCACUACAAACAACAAAUUUAGCUGUCUCCAUAUUUAGCCUUACCUGUGAAAUUUUCCAUUGGCAAUGUCAGACUAUUAUAGAUUUUAUAAAUUGUUCUGCAGUAAUGUAUGUUUUGUAAUAACUUUGUGUUUUCUUUGAGUAUGGGAUGUACCUGCCGUUUAAGAGAUGCAUUCUGGCCUCGAAUUCCUGCAGACAUGCUACCGUGGCCCAUGUGUUUGUGUGACAUGCUGAAUGUAUGUACUGCAGCGCAUAAGACUCUGUUGGUCUCGGCUUGUAACGUGUGUCCCCUCUGUAAACUUUGUCUGCUCCAAGAGCAGCCCCCGUCAUAGGGCUGCUUGGACACAGCAGGAAGAAUGGCUUAAACCAAUAACUGUGGAUGGGGAACAAAAAGGGGACCUCGAAGAAGCAGCGUUUGUGAUUACAGCUGACGUGUCCAGGCAGGGGUGGUGGUUGCCAAGGCUACAGACAGGUUGCUCAUCCAAAAAGCCAGAUGACCUGGAGGGCUGUGGGUCAGUGUGGGGUCUUUCAAGCUCAGUGCUGGGGAGGACACAUGCAGACUCCUCACACACAACCUGCUUGCCACUUCGUUCAGGUUCAUACUAUAAGUAUGUGUGUGUUUGUGUGUGUGUGUGUGUGUGUGUGUGUGUGUGCGCGUGUGUGUGUGUGUAGAAGGGCUGCACGAUAUGUAAAAAAAAAUAAGUUCCGAUGCCUUUCGAGAUGCAUUGUAAAUCUUGGUGACCCCCUUGAUGGUUAAUGAUUGCUUUGCAUUAUUGUGACCAAAAUUAUUUAUCCUUGUUGAAAAUGAUUAAAUUGUUAGAUUAUUACAUAUGUUACACUGAAUGCCAAGAUUCAUGAAAACAGCCAUGAAUCACAUAGAGCAUCGUUCCUUGGUCAGGCUCAUUUGCAUAUAUCAGCCUUCUGUGAUGUCAGUAUUAAGGAGGGGGGCACUACCGCAAUAAUGAGUGUGUCUGUGUGUGGCUGUGGGCAGAGAUGAAAGAAACAGAAUGUUAAAAAACUAAGAAGAAAUGCAUUCUGUAGGAAGAAGAAUUAAGAAGGGGGCGUAUUAUGACUGCCAUUUCCUACCUGUGGAUUUUUGCAGAUGCAAAUGAAACCAGGAGAAAAAUGAGCAGUUGGAAUGUUAAAAGGGCUUGGCAGGGUGUGAACUCUGAAAUGGGUUACAGUCUGGGUGUAGCCCCACUAGUCGCACAGACCACCCACCAAUCCCUGCAAAUGACGUGUUAUGGAGAGCGAGUGAUGACAAUCAGAAGCGGCUGGAGUUACACAUAUUCCAGUGGGUGUAGCACAUUCAGUUGUGUAUUUGCAGUGUGUUCAUUAAUCGAAACAGCAAGUGGAAUGGUACACCAAGUAGGUGGCAUUCACUGGGAACAGCAGCGGAACAGUUGUGGGCUGGUACUUGUUCUUUAACGACACUUUUAGUCAACUCCAGACAGCAUUCACUUCAGAGUGCUGGAGUGAUUAUACAGGGGGUUUAACACUUUGAGGGUGUCAGUGUAUUAAGGGAGCUGCUUGCCUCUCGCGUUCAAAAUCACAUUAGUUUCCCUGUGUACGUUACGUCCGGUGUACUCUAGUUAGAUCACCUUUAACACUUGCAAACACAUUUAGCACUUACGAACAAAGACUUCUCACAAAGAUGAUUACAUUUGAAUUUCUAUAAUGGA
Messenger RNA from Electrophorus electricus (electric eel), 7915 nucleotides. It is a transcript of the gene slc4a3, whose product is annotated as solute carrier family 4 member 3. NCBI's taxonomy places the organism in Eukaryota, Metazoa, Chordata, Actinopteri, Gymnotiformes, Gymnotidae. The record is from RefSeq and is a predicted model, not a curated record. Gene Ontology annotation, cellular component: plasma membrane. Gene Ontology annotation, biological process: regulation of intracellular pH; monoatomic anion transport; transmembrane transport. Gene Ontology annotation, molecular function: monoatomic anion transmembrane transporter activity; solute:inorganic anion antiporter activity.